AUGGCCUCAAAACUUAAAACCUUCAUCAAUCUCCAUGGCGGCUACACAGCAACUCUAUCCCGCCAGAAUCGCUCGGUAUCUUCUUCAAAUCCCUCUUCGCGGAUUCUCGAACCUGUCCACCAAUCGCACUAUCGGAAACAGAUUUUGCUCGCGAAUCUCCUUCAGAGCCGAGACCGAGAGCUCGCUCGGUGUAUUGUUAUCGCUGAAAAUCCCCAGAAAUCACUCGUUAAGUUGAUCUCCGAUUGCCCUCACGUUCUCCGAUCGGAGUUCCUGAGGAAAUGGAGAGCUCCAAUCUCGGAUUUCGUGAAAUUCGGCCUCUCUUCCUCCGCGAUUACGAGCGUCCUCGAAUAUUCCAGUAGAAUCGGAAUCGGUCCUGAGAAAUUUCACGAAUGCACGAAGAUUCUGAAGUUUAGGAUUGAGUUUUUGAUUGGAAUCAACAUUCCGAGAGAGAACAUUGAGAGGUUCUUCCACAUUUUCCCUGAGAUUCUCGGGAUUGGUGAGCUUUCACGGUGUUUGGAGCUGAUCAAGACGUUGAAAUGCAGAGAAGUGAUCAGAGUUAGCAUCCUCAGCGAAGGAUUGUUCCGUGCUGGAUUCCAAGUGAAGCUGAGGAUCGAUUGUUUAUGCAGAUACGGUUUGAUCCACAGAGACGCGUUCAAGGUUGUGUGGAGAGAGCCGAGAGUGAUCUUGUACGAGAUCGAUGAGAUUGAGAAGAAGAUUGAGUUUUUAACAAACCGGAUGGGGUUUCACGUUAGUUGCUUAGCUGAUGUACCGGAGUAUCUAGGUGUGAAUCUGCAGAAGCAGAUUGUUCCUAGGUACAAUGUGAUUGAUUACUUGAAACUGAGAGGAGGGCUUGGGUGUGAGAUUGGGUUGAAAGGUUUGAUAAAGCCAAGCAUGAAGAGGUUUUAUAAUCUGUACGUGAAGCCGUAUCCAGAGUGCGAGAGGAUCUUUGAGAAGAGAAGAGAGAAUGCGAGAGUGAAGCAACGACAUCCUCCUGGGCUUUGGAAGCUUAUGAAACCGUCUAGUCAUGUAACGAGGAGGGAAGAUGUGGUGAAUAUGAAGUCCUUUAUGGAGUCGUCACUUGCUUAG
Molecule: messenger RNA, 1086 nt
Organism: Microthlaspi erraticum
Lineage: Eukaryota; Viridiplantae; Streptophyta; Magnoliopsida; Brassicales; Brassicaceae
Source: the annotation of a GenBank genome assembly